Messenger RNA from Neofelis nebulosa (Clouded leopard), 431 nucleotides. It is a transcript of the gene NDUFA1, whose product is annotated as NADH:ubiquinone oxidoreductase subunit A1. The coding region runs from base 105 to 317 and encodes 70 amino acids. Lineage: Eukaryota; Metazoa; Chordata; Mammalia; Carnivora; Felidae. The transcript is spliced from 3 exons. The record is from RefSeq and is a predicted model, not a curated record.
CGCCCCGCUCGCAGCUUGCCGCGGAGCCUACCGGGAAGGGUCCGAGGCCGGGUCACCUUUCGGGGGCCGGGAAGGAGGGGCUCGGUCCUGGCAGCCGCGGCGCGAUGUGGUUCGAGAUUCUGCCCGGCCUCGGCGUCAUGGCCGUGUGCUUGGUCAUCCCCGGCAUAGCCACUGCGCACAUCCACAGGUUCUGUAACGGGGGCAAGGAAAAAAGGGUUGCCUAUUAUCGGUAUCAGUGGAGUUUGAUGCAAAGAGACAGGCGCAUCUCUGGAGUUAAUCGUUACUAUGUGUCAAAGGGUUUGGAAAAUAUUGAUUAAAGAAGCCUUUUCCUGACCGAUGAAGAUUAACUCAGUUAUGCUCAUCUGCCCUUUCUAGAAGGUUAUGCAGUCUAUCAAUGUAGUACAUAAUAAAAACAAAAAAGCAAAAUCAAA